Acipenser ruthenus (sterlet) is the source of this 2532-nucleotide messenger RNA. Its product is annotated as 5'-3' exonuclease PLD3-like. The coding region runs from base 370 to 1848 and encodes 492 amino acids. Gene Ontology annotation, molecular function: catalytic activity. The record is from RefSeq and is a predicted model, not a curated record. NCBI's taxonomy places the organism in Eukaryota, Metazoa, Chordata, Actinopteri, Acipenseriformes, Acipenseridae. The transcript is spliced from 13 exons.
AUAUAAGUGAUAAGUUUAUUUUGAUGCUCAAAUAUAAGUGAUAAGUUUCUUUUGAUGAUCAGUAUAUAUAAAAAGAUUCUGCUUUCUGCUAAAAGGAACUUUCUAAGUGUCUUCCGUGUCUUUGAAGCUCAAAGCUACCAACAGAAUCUUGUCUGUUUGCAAUGAAGCAGCCUGCACAGACAUCUGGAAGACUAGUAAACUGUGGUCACAUUUAAACUAUUGAUUACAACUUAUUCAUCUGUUACAGCUUUCAUAUCAGUGUUUGCUCAAUGACUCCAUAUGGAACGCAGAACGGGAUCUGAUUGAUAGAGGCAUCAUGAGGGUUGUGCUUUGAAUAAUCCUGUUAAAUCUGGCCUAAGAAGCUGACCCAUGAAAGCACACUUAUUUUACCAGCAGCUGAAACCCUCAGCCAUCCCAGAUGAGAUGACAGUUCACCACAGCACACAAGCCCUGAAGUAUUACAGAUGUGUCCUGCUGACCACCGGCCUGGUCGUUCUCCUGCUGGCCGUGAUGUUGGUCCAGCUGCUGCUCUUCCCUCUGCUCCUCCCCCCUCUGAACCGCGCAGACGACAUGCCGCUGCGACAGGAGGGCGGCUCCUGCAGUGACCCCUGCAGGAUAGUGCUGGUGGAGAGCAUCCCAGAAGGGCUGGUCUACAACUCCAGCACCCCCAACCCUUCCAUCUACCAGGCCUGGAUGAACCUGAUUGGAGAGGCCCGAAGCAGCGUGGACAUCGCCUCUUUCUAUUGGACGAUGACCAACGAGGACACGGAGACCGAAGAGCAGACGGCCUGGCAGGGGGAGAGGGUCCUGAAAGAGCUAGUGAAGUUGCCAGGGUACGGGGUCUCAGUACGGGUUGCUGUCAACACCCCGAAAGCCUCUCAGCCUCAGAAUGACCUGCAGGCCCUGCUGGACGGAGGUGCUGUCAUUCGUAAGGUGAACCUGCUCAAGCUGACGAAUGGUGUCUUGCACACCAAGUUCUGGGUGGUGGACAAGAAACACGUUUUCAUCGGGAGCGCCAACAUGGACUGGAGAUCGCUGACGCAGGUAAAGGAGUUGGGGGCCGCUGUGUAUAACUGCAGUUGCUUGGCUCAGGACUUGGGGAAGAUCUUUGAAGCCUAUUGGUUCCUGGGACAGCCUGACGCCACUGUCCCCUCCCAUUGGCCCAGUAACUACUCCACCCCCUUCAACAAGGACACACCCCUUGAGGUGCCUCUCAAUGGGACCUCGUCCAGCGUUUACCUGUCGAGCGCCCCUCCAGCGCUAUGUCCACAAGGAAGGACCCAGGACCUGCAAUCCAUUCUCAGUGUCAUCGAGGAUGCGCAGGACUUUGUGGACAUCGCUGUCAUGAACUACCUCCCCACCAUGGAGUACUCGCACCCCAAAAGGUACUGGGCCACCAUCGACAAUGAGCUGCGCCGGGCUGCGUACGAGAGGCGUGUGCGCGUGCGCCUGCUCAUCAGCUGCUGGUCUCACUCCCAGUCUGUCAUGUUCCCCUUCCUGCGCUCGCUGGCUGCCGUCAACGACCGCAAGAGCUGGCUGGACAUCCAAGUGAAGCUCUUCGUGGUCCCCUCCACUCAGGCACAAGCACAGAUCCCUUUUGCCAGAGUCAACCACAACAAGUACAUGGUGACUGACAAGGUGGCCUAUAUCGGCACAUCUAACUGGUCCGGGGAUUAUUUCCUGCACACUGCAGGCUCGGCGCUGGUGGUGAAUCAGACAGCGUCCCGAUCCAGCGAGCAGACAGUGCAGGAGCAGCUGCAGGCCGUGUUUCAGAGGGACUGGGAGUCCGUCUACAGCACCCAGCUCAGCCAGGACACCGACAUCAGCGCCAUCUGCGCAGUGAAGUGAGAGCCGAGAGGAACACAGACACACUGCCCAGAGCUCUGGAGAAACAGCCUACCUCCCCAGGGAAAGAGCAUGUCUCAACUGCCUCCCAAAUGGAACCCGCAAUAAUAUAGCGCCUUUUAUUCUGUUACCAGCAGUGCGCUGGGGUAGAACACAGUCGUUUUGCACUGAAACACUGCAUACAACAGAUAUUUAUAUAUAUUUUGUAUUUCUUAUUUACAAAGCAAAGUAAUUGCUAAACUGAAAACUGAUUGUUUUAAUAAUUAGCUAAAACCUUUCGGAUUCCGCCUUCUUCAGAUAGCAUGGUAGAAAUAGCCGGGUGGACUAGGUGAGUCUACCUAGCUUUUCCUAUCAUGGUGAAGGCAAAAGCCGAAAUGUUGUAGCUAAUUAUUAAAACGGUGUGUUUUUAGUUUUAACAAUGACUUUCCUUCUACAUUAAAUAUUCCUGUGGGUUAUUUUUUAAGACUGUAAUAAUUGCUUAUUGAAAUUCCACUUGGUGUUUUUAACCCUAAUGAGUACAUUUAGUUUUUAAGAUAUGCAGUGGGACAAGUAUUGUUUCAGCCUCAAGAUCAAAUGUGGACAGAGUUCGAUUCUGAAGGAUGCCGUUUGGAAAUAGUUCAGGAAAUGCAUCUUUGUAACUCUGGAAAGUAAUUGUAUUGUAUUUUGUAAUAAAAAAGUUGAGUGAGA